UAUUACUACAUGCUUUUAAAAUUCAAGUUCAUAAAUUUCAAUCAUCUCUCUUCUGUAUUUAGUCAUAAUAUAUAGUUUAUCCUAUGUACAUUUUCAUAACACAUUGACACACAAAAAAAAAAAAAAAAAAAAAAACACACACACACACACACUAUACGUAUAAAUAUAAGACUAGCAUUUGUGCCAUAAAGAUCCCUUAUUCACUCACAACAAAUUAAACACAAGAAGCGGAGCGAUAUAUUAUAUUAUACAUCAUGGUUCUAUCGGCGCUGCUGAAUUUUUUCUACCCGCCGCCGGCGAGCCUGGUGGUAAAGGUGAUGGCGGUGAUAGGUUUUGCGUCACUGACAAAUGCCGGAUGGAUGGAAACCAAGGGUAAGCACAUGCAGUAUUCUAAGCUACGGAAUGUCGGUGACGGUGACGGUAGCAAGGGGAAGAUAACAGAAAAGGCGAAAGUCCCGAGUAAAUUGGGCAUGAUUGUUCUCUACACGCCCGCUUUUCUCGCCGGAGUUUCCUCCUUUUUCCUCUUUCCGGUGACGGAUUUGAGAUUUAAUUUGCUUCGUUCCGCCGUCACCGUACAUUUCUUCAAGAGGGUUCUUGAGGUACUGUUUGUUCACAAAUUCAGUGGCUCGAUGGAUUUGGAAGCGAUGAUCACAAUUUCUCUGAGUUACUUAGCCUCCGCAUCGACAAUGAUCUACAGUCAAGAAUUGGUGCAAGGUCUCCCGGAACCAGCUAUCGAUCUUAAAUACAUUGGAGUUCCUUUGUUCUUAGUUGGAAUCGGUGGUAAUUUCUAUCACCAUUUUCUUCUAUCCAAACUGCGAACGGGGGCAGAAAAACAGUACAAAAUCCCACAAGGUGGUUUCUUUUCUCUCGUGAUAUGCCCGCACUACUUUUUCGAAAUUCUCGGUUUUUUCGGAAUUUGUUGCAUUUCGCAAACGAUGUACCCGUUUGCGUUUACUAUGGGGACGACUUUCUACUUGAUGGGGAGGAGUUACGCUACUAGGGAAUGGUACAAGUCUAAGUUUGAAGAUUUUCCUAAGGAUGUAAAGGCCUUGAUUCCUUACAUUUUCUAGUUGACCUCAAACGUUGUAACUAUUAUGUAUUGUAUGAAGCAGCGAUUAUCGAGAGGAUUUUAUGAAAGUAAAUAGUGUACUAUAAAUAGGUUUCGUUAUUAUAUGACGCGGCACAGUAGGGCAGAGUAACGCUGUGGUUUAUUUUAUUUUUUAAUAUUGGCAGUAGAGUGAAGUUUGAACUUUGAAGCAGUUUUUUCUUGAUUUGCUUUUGGUUGUUAUGAACUGAUAAGUGAUUAUGAUAUUGUGACAUUAUGGCA
Messenger RNA from Erythranthe guttata (spotted monkey flower), 1327 nucleotides. RefSeq lists its product as uncharacterized. Gene Ontology annotation, molecular function: oxidoreductase activity, acting on the CH-CH group of donors. Gene Ontology annotation, biological process: lipid metabolic process. The record is from RefSeq and is a predicted model, not a curated record. NCBI's taxonomy places the organism in Eukaryota, Viridiplantae, Streptophyta, Magnoliopsida, Lamiales, Phrymaceae.